AUGGAUGAAUUAUUUGCAGAUUUGCCGCCGCUUGCUGAUUGUGACGAAGACUGUCUACUCAAAUUAUCUUCUAAAAAUAAAAGGAGCAUUAUUCUUCAAGCUACACCAGUCGAUUUUUUGAUUGAAAUCCGGCCGGGCUACGCUCCAGAAAUUGAUGAGAAUCCACGACUAACACAGAAACGGCUCGAAGAGCGAAGUUGUAUGACAGAUGGGAGCCAUUUGGAGCAGUCAGACAAAUGGGUGCAGACCGAUGAAGUUGAAGUCGAAUCAAAGGGAUGUUAUGCCGAACUUCCACCAACAUAUCGACCUGAGGAUUAUGAUGAAAGCGCUCUGGAAAGAAUAUUGAGACAUAUCAGCGCUUAUAUUCAUAAACAGCAGGUUGGCCAAUUCACCGAGCUCACUCUGAGCGUUUCAUUUUCUCGCUAG
Caenorhabditis bovis is the source of this 426-nucleotide messenger RNA. Lineage: Eukaryota; Metazoa; Nematoda; Chromadorea; Rhabditida; Rhabditidae. The record is from the annotation of a GenBank genome assembly.